This is a messenger RNA of Rubroshorea leprosula, 1833 nucleotides long. Lineage: Eukaryota; Viridiplantae; Streptophyta; Magnoliopsida; Malvales; Dipterocarpaceae. The record is from the annotation of a GenBank genome assembly.
ACGCGCUCCCCGAACUUAGUCCUUCUUUCUCCUUUUCCCUCCUCCUUCUUCUUCUUCUUCUUCGCCUGAAUUUAGCUUCAAAAUCCUCUCUUUUCUUCUGGGUUUCUCCCUGUUCGUGUUGGGUCCGGAUUGUUUCAUUCGGAUCCUCAAGAUAUGUCAAUGGAAGCAAGCACCGGUUCCGGGGAUCACAGCAUCACGGGAAUACCCACCCACGGUGGACGCUAUGUUCAGUAUAAUGUCUACGGUAAUCUCUUCGAAGUUUCUAGGAAGUACGUCCCUCCUAUUCGCCCUGUCGGCAGAGGUGCUAACGGUAUCGUCUGUGCUGCUGUGAAUUCGGAGACAGGAGACGAGGUUGCUAUCAAGAAGAUUGGUAAUGCAUUCGACAACAGAAUUGAUGCCAAAAGGACUUUGCGAGAAAUUAAGCUCCUUCGACACAUGGAUCAUGAGAAUGUUAUUUCCAUCAAAGAUAUCAUACGGCCCCCACGGAGGGAGAAUUUCAAUGAUGUUUACAUAGUUUUUGAAUUAAUGGACACCGAUCUUCAUCAAAUCAUACGUUCCAACCAACCAUUAACAGAUGAUCAUUGUCGGUACUUUCUGUAUCAGGUGCUACGAGGGCUCAAAUACGUACAUUCAGCAAAUGUCUUGCACCGUGAUUUAAAGCCCAGUAAUUUGCUUCUAAAUGCCAAUUGCGACCUUAAGAUUGGAGACUUUGGUCUUGCAAGGACAACAUCUGAAACUGAUUUCAUGACGGAAUAUGUUGUCACUAGAUGGUACCGAGCACCAGAAUUACUUCUUAAUUGUUCAGAAUACACUGCAGCAAUUGAUAUCUGGUCAGUGGGUUGCAUACUGGGUGAAACCAUGACCAGGCAGCCCCUUUUCCCUGGCAGAGACUAUGUUCAUCAGCUGAGACUCAUCACAGAGCUUAUCGGUUCACCUGAUGAUUCCAGCCUUGGGUUUCUAAGAAGUGACAAUGCCAGAAGAUAUGUAAGACAGCUUCCACAAUACCCCAGGCAACCGUUUUCUGCCAGAUUUCCUAACAUGUCUCCUGGUGCUGUAGAUUUGCUAGAAAAGAUGCUAGUUUUUGACCCAAAUAGGCGUAUUACAGUUGAUGAGGCUUUAUCCCAUCCAUAUUUGGCACCCCUGCAUAAUAUCAAUGUGGAGCCUGUUUGUCCAAGACCUUUCUGUUUUGAUUUUGACCAACCAUCUUUUACUGAAGAAAACAUUAAGGAGCUUAUCUAUCAAGAAUCUGUAAAGUUCAAUCCAGAUCCAAUUCAUUGAGUUUGAUAUGUUGUAUCCACUUGGAGUAGCAUCUCAUGACUCAUAUGCGAUGAUACUAUGUUGAACCCAUCAGUCUCCCUGAGAUUGAGAAGAUAACAUGCUCAACAAACAUAUGAAUAUUCCCUCAUUUGUUGCUGCCUGUAUCCUACAAAUGCUUAACAGGAACUGUAGUUGAAAGCUCCCAACUCCUAGUUGAUGCGGCUGUGACUGUAGAGGUUAUUAUGCAAACUCAUGCUCCAGGUAUCACUUCAUUUCAUCUUUGAGGAGUUUGUUAUUACAAAUCGUUACACAUGGAGCAUUGACUAUUUCAUUUAGACUUUCUUUCUUUUUGCAAAUACAUGAAGAACUGCUUUGUAUCUAUAAUCUUUCAUAAAACUGCUUCAGUAUGUAUAAAUUGUUUAGAUGAAUUAAGUAGUUUCCUAGAACAGGAUUUCAUCUGGAUUUUUUUUCCUUUUGGGUCUUCAGUUGUAUUUAGUUUUGCUGUAUCAUAAAUGGAUCUGAUUAUCUGUAUUUUCACUAGCAAAGAUUACAUAUCAAUAAUAUUAUAAUUGCAAU